Molecule: messenger RNA, 1277 nt
Organism: Chrysemys picta bellii (western painted turtle)
Lineage: Eukaryota; Metazoa; Chordata; Testudines; Emydidae
Source: RefSeq, a predicted model, not a curated record
UCUGCCCCCCCCCAGGUCCCCCUCUUACUGCUGCUGGUCCUGGUCCCCCCGGGCCGCGGCUGCGUCUUCUCGUUCCAUCCACUGAGCACGACGUUCUCCAUGGCCAUCGACGAGCUGACCCAACAUCUGCUCCACGAUUAUCCCGUCUCGAUGCCGUCAAACCUGGAACCGGACGCCUGGUGUGCCGAGCUGUGGCGGAUCCAUUUCCUGGCGGCGGAGCUGGGGCACAUGGGGGGCGUCGCGGGCACGGCCCUGCAGCCCUUCGUGGCAAAUGUGACCAAGCAGGUCCAAUUCGUCAAGGAAUGCGCCAUCACCGACGCCGUGGGCUGCGUGGGGCGGGAACGCACCAACGUGUCGCGGAUGCUGAGCGCCCUGAACGGCCACCUGGUGGCACUGAGUAGCAAAAUGCUGCGUCAGGCGGGGCCGGUCGACUUCACUAACUGCACCUCUGUCCGCUGCCAGCCAGCAGCCCCGGCUCUGCUGCCCGCGCCGCUCGGGCUCCCGCAGCCCGGCUUCUCCAGCCAGAAGCAGCCGGGGACCCAGGCGUCCGGGGCCGGCUCCUUGCACCAGAACCACCUGCCGGUGCUGCUUCUUCUGGUGCCCAUCCUGGGGUCUCUGGCCUUCGUGUGGCAGCGUCAGAGGAGGCUCCGUGGCCAGGACCCCCGGAGUCACGGUCGGUCCCGCUGCUCUGGAUUCUGCGAUGCGGGCGGCCAGCACUGGUGCAGGCCGGGGCCGCCGGAGCCGGACGCUGCUUUUCACACGCCACUGCCACCAGCCAAGCAGAGGGUGGAAUCGGCCGCGCCUCUCAACGGACUGCAGAGCUGAGCCCGGAGGCCGGCUCCCCACAGGCCGCGGGGCCGGCAUCUGCCCCCAGGAGGCGCUGUGCAGCGCCAACCCAGCCCCACGGCCCCCGCUGUCUGGACCUUGUAUCUGCAGCACCGGGGAAGCCGGAGAUGGAUUUUUCCUUUGUAUUAAGCCGUGUUUCGUCGAGCCGCCUCCAGGGCUGGAGCGGGGACCGGGGUCUGCGGGGACAGAUGGCCCACCAGGAAUAGGCGAAAGACCUCCCCCCCCCCACAACAGGCCCCGAAAUGUCACUGGAAACCAAUGGAUUUGCCUUUGUGCCAAGAUGCAGCUCCUCUGGGGUGGAGCGUGGGGGGCUGGUUAUACAAGGACCCUUUGCCCGGGUGGGACCCGGAUGCCUGAGUUCCCGCCCUGACGCCAGGGGAGGAGCACUGUGGCCAAGUGGGAAUUAUUCAUAAUAUUUUGUAUGAAUAUUG